AUGAUUCCAAGGCUAAAACAGUAUGAAGAUAGUCCCCCAUGCCGUCACAAUAUCAUUACAGUGGCCACUCCCGGUAUCACAGCUCAGCGGUCCCAGCUCUCGCGCUACACUGGCGUGGAUGGCGUAGAUGUUCUUGAAAAUACGUGUAGCUGGCGACCUCAUGUUGGCUUGGUGGCAAGCGAAGACCAUUCAGAAGCCGAAUUGGUAGCCUUUCAAAUGGGGCAUGAAAAGUGUAUGCUGACAGCAGAGGAAGACCCUCCUUUGCUUUACCAUGCUAGCUGUCGUGUGGCACCGAGGCUUCUGCACAAUGUUAUGGCAUCUCCUGAAAUGGACGAGAUAGUGUAUAACAAGUGCAGCUUCAACCCCUUGCAUUGGCUCUUGAUGCUGAAGGAGAUAUUUACGUCUAUUGCCUUCUCCGUUCACCCUAGGCGUUGUGCAUACUCACAGAUGCGGAUGACAAACAUCGGUGGAAAAAGGGACCAGGCGGUAUGCCAGAGGGAGAUUCGACGAGCAGUUCGAAUCAUAAAUAAAGCUACGGCUAUCUCACAGGGUGACAACGACGUUGCGCCGCACUCAUUACCAGGGCGAUUACUUCCUUUGAAACUUGUGUUGUUUGGUUGUAGUCGUGGGGCUACCACCACCUUUUACACAGCGAUGAAACUACCGCUUGAAUUGGCACAGUACGUCUCUCUUGUUGUUGUUGAGGCGCCAUUUGAUACGCUGCAUAAUGUGAUUGCAUCAUCGUGUUGGUUUCCACGUUUUUCGUUGUGGUUUGUUCGAAAUUUCUGUGACUAUGAUGGGGAUGAACCGUAUUCCUUUGACCCUGAUCGGGUGCAACUUCGCUGCCCCAUCGCAUUUGUGAUGUCAACACAAGACACCCGGGUUCCAAACAAACUUACACAUCGACUGAUUGACACUGUGAAGCGAGAGUGUCCACAGAUCCCUGCAGUGGAGGUGUUGCAACUGAAACACAGUCGCCAUCCACUGAUGGCUGUGGGGAAUCGUGAGGACCAGGAUGCGUACGUUGCCUUUAUGGAACGACUGUACGAUACCUACUGCAGUUGA
Trypanosoma rangeli is the source of this 1065-nucleotide messenger RNA. RefSeq lists its product as uncharacterized. Bases 1 to 1065 code for a protein of 354 amino acids. NCBI's taxonomy places the organism in Eukaryota, Euglenozoa, Kinetoplastea, Trypanosomatida, Trypanosomatidae. The transcript has a single exon. The record is from RefSeq and is a predicted model, not a curated record.